Belonocnema kinseyi is the source of this 3478-nucleotide messenger RNA. RefSeq lists its product as uncharacterized. Gene Ontology annotation, molecular function: phosphatidylcholine binding; G protein-coupled receptor activity. NCBI's taxonomy places the organism in Eukaryota, Metazoa, Arthropoda, Insecta, Hymenoptera, Cynipidae. Bases 28 to 3177 code for a protein of 1049 amino acids. The transcript has 4 exons. Gene Ontology annotation, cellular component: membrane. Gene Ontology annotation, biological process: regulation of metabolic process; adenylate cyclase-activating G protein-coupled receptor signaling pathway. The record is from RefSeq and is a predicted model, not a curated record.
CUAAAUUACCGGCCACAUGUCAGGACAAUGUCUGGUCUAGCAACCAAAAUUUUCACAGAGGAAUUGACCAGUACAUUAAUGCCAACUCUAACUCGACUCGACUCUGGAUUCGACGUCAGUCCUGUUUCCAUCGCAUUGGCAGUGUCCAUUGUCUUUGUAUUGCUACUAGUCAUUGUCAGUGGGAAUUCGAUUAUACUUGUGGCAUUUUAUAGGUACAAAAGAUUAAGAACGGCUUCAAAUUGUUUGCUGGUAUCAUUGGCUGUCAGUGAUUUGGGGGUUGGCGUUUUCAUGCCCUUCGGGAUGCAUUUAGAGUUGUCUGCAUCACCAGAAAGUGAAGUGUCAACAUUGUGCAUCUUGCCUUACUGUAUCGUAAUUUCGCUCUGUAGUGUGAGCGUUCUCGUCACAGUAGCGAUUGCAGUCGAUAGGCUGACAUCUCUGGCACAACCAUUACGAUACAAAAAUAUCAUCACACACAGCAGCAUUGAAAAGUACAUCGCUCUCUUCUGGAUCUAUGCUAUCGCAGUGGGACUUUCUCCUCUUAUCUACUCACAAUUCUUGACAAAGUUGGAAUCCAAGAGUGAAAGCUGUCGAUUUGGAGAGGCAAUAUCACCUCCAGUGAGAAUAUUUCUGGUGCUGGCAGUUUGGGCACCGAGUGCUCUCAUCCUUCUUGGCUGCUACAUGUACGUGUAUUUAGUUGCUCGUGCACAUGCACGAGCGAUUUACACUGUGGAGCUUUCGUUUCGGCAUCAAACGCAAACACUGACUCUCCCUCGUUAUGGACAAACCUUGGCCGUUACUGUCGGGGCAUUUUUCAUCCUUUGGCUUCCCUUUCAGACCUGUAUGCUUCUAGACAUCUUCUGCGGAACCAAUAUACUCGCAGACUGGACUAUCUGGCUAGGACUCCCAAUUCUCGCUCACAGUGGAGCGAAUCCUUGGAUCUACGCAUUUCAUCAUGGAGAGAUGCGAGUAGCAGCCGGAAAAAUAGCAGAAGAUCUCGUAGCGCUCUUUGGAGUUACACCUAGCCGUUAUGGUUGUUCCCCAGCAAGGCGGGGUUCCAACACAAAUUUGGAAUUAGGCGAAGUGAACAUCAGCGACGAACGUCGACCAGUCGAAGAUUGUUUCGCCGCGAAACAACACAGUUGUCAUCUCCAUACAAGCCGAAGAUGUCUCGAAGUGUCCGGCAAACACGCGGAAACAUUACAUGAAAAAGUGGACAUAGACUCCUCCUCAGAAAGUUGCAAACAAGGAGAUAUAGUGGAAGAAAACAUCCAUGACUUGACUAAAAUGCUGGAUCCAAAGUACAUCAUCGAUCGGAAUCACGUCAUAGACUCCAACCACAACAUCGACAAAAUUAAGAACCUAAAGUAUCUUUUAGAUCCUACAUUUAACAAAAUCCGUUACCUCCGUAGGCUUAAUCACAAACGGCACACAAACAAAAACCUACAAAAGUCAGAUGAACCCAGGUCCACGUCCUAUCAAAACCUGAAGACUAAUGAAACUCCAAGUAGAAGGAGCCUACAUCUGAACACAAUGUCGGACCCAGUCCUCAAUGCUGAAAGUCCAGUAGUGGAUACGAAGAAUAUGAUUCAUGACAUGUGUCACAAAUCUACUCACUGCCAAGGGAAAGAUGCCAAACUUUCCUCUUUCUCCGACUCUAAUAUCAAAGCCGCAACUGGAACUUCAGUCAGUCUUAGACUCUUUCCAGCCUCUAGGAUAUUCUCCGUAGACCACAGGUACUCUGAACAGAACUUGGAUCAUCACAAAUACGAACCUAGUCUCGCAAAGUGUUUGGUUCAGUGCCGUCAUUUACAGAGCCAACGGAAAUUCUCACCUUGGUCGCGUCCCAGAUCGAGACCUGUAGGAAAAAUCUUGGAUUCCCCGAGCCCAACCUCCGAUUUUAGGUUCCAGAACGAGAACUUUAGCCACAGCUCGCUGUCAACACCAGAGAGCUCUAGACCCAGCUCCAAGUGCUCUCUCAGACUGAGAGCUUCACCCAUGCACUUGACCAUUACGCCAAACAAGCUACCCAGUCUCAACGACUCGAAUUCAGAGGAUUCAGAGAUCAGGGUGGUUCCUAUGACAAGAUUAUUCCAAGCUAGGAAAAGUUCCGAAACGUUGAAACAUUAUGAGGCUACUUUUGAUGCAAGCGUUAAUUCUAGGUUACUGGAACCUUCACUGACUCAUUUAAUGAAUGUGCCCAUCAUCCUCUCUGAACCACCGAGUCCGAUAGAUCCUCGACCUCUCGCUUCGCUCGAAGAAGAAAGUCCCAAUAUUCAUAACAGUCCAAGAUCGCAUGCAAGGAAACACAAGAGCCCAUCAAGGCAUUCUGAUCCAGUUAUUCCUGCAGUCCUCUUGAGUAUCGAGGAUUGCAGUGCUAGUUCCGCUGGUAGUAAUGAGAGGCUUCAUAACGGUUGGUCCGAAGCUUCUUCCAAUACGACACCAUCUCUCGAUCCCAACGAACUCACCGAAGCUCUCUUACGGAAUUUGGAAGGUAGACGCGAAAGCAGAAUUGUAGAGACUAUUUUCCCAGAACAUGACUCCACCAGGUACAGCUCACGCAGACCUUCCGACUCCAAGUGGUCCGAGUCUUCCAGGAGUCAGGAGAUUCUUUCGAAUGUCACGGAACACCAACAAUUCCCGUCCUCCUAUUCAGUGAACAACUUCCAGAACUGCACAAGUGGUAGUGACCUUCACGAGGUCACCUCGUGUCUAGAUCCCUUUUUGUGUCCAGAUGCCCUCAGUUCCUCCCUCCACGAGUCCUUCUUCGCCAUCCCUUCUGCUCCCGAUUCAGACAUCUUUACCUCAUUCGAGGAAACGGACGAGUACUCCUACGAACCAAAUGCCCCAAUCCUGACAAACUUCCAUUCGUCUGUAAAGAGUGUGCAAAUUGAGAGGUCCAAGGUUUCUGAUGCAGAAGUGCAAAGCAGGUCUACAGAGUCGGUAUUUGAGAAUAGACAGACACUUAAUAAAUCGUGUAGGAUACUUAGGCUAGAGCCUUCAGUGCAUCGGAGAGGUAGGGUGAGACCAUGUAAGGAGUACAUUUUGGAGGAUCAUUCGACCAAAAAGUCUUCCAGACUGGCUCCUUUAGCCACCCCUACGCCUACAGACAUUUGUACGCCUACAGUUGAUAUAGUUUCGGAUAUCAAAGGCGAAAGUGGCGUGGGAGUUAGGGUGUAAAUUAUUUAUGUUCAGGCAGAUGAAACCUGCAAGUGUAAAAUAUAUAGGAUAUAUUUGAAGAGAUUUUAACUGAUUCGAAGGAUACAAAUAUGAAGGUUCUAACUCGGAAGUUUCCAGAAACUAGUGAUCGUUUUGAGAUGGUUCCCAAUAUAGUUUAUAUGGGAUUUAUGUGCUUCCAAGGAUUGAUAUUGACAAAAGAGAACCACUGUAUUCUUUCUUCCGAGUUAAAAUCUUGUAUUCAUCAAGUGUCAAAACAAUUCAUUAAUUAAUAUAGAUACGUUUUAUGUAGAUUGUAAAGUAU